Molecule: messenger RNA, 7497 nt
Organism: Solea solea (common sole)
Lineage: Eukaryota; Metazoa; Chordata; Actinopteri; Pleuronectiformes; Soleidae
Gene: kcnq5a
Product: potassium voltage-gated channel, KQT-like subfamily, member 5a
Exons: 17
Coding region: 378-3545 (1055 amino acids)
Biological process (GO): potassium ion transport; transmembrane transport
Cellular component (GO): membrane
Molecular function (GO): voltage-gated potassium channel activity
Source: RefSeq, a predicted model, not a curated record
CCCCCAGUCCACUGUGGGUUUGAUGCAGAAGCUCACGCUCUGUGCACUUUGAGAGGAAGACGCGUGACGGGGAGAGAGUGAGUUUGGGGAGAGUGUGGUGGGAGGGUGUGAGAGCCCUCCCCCCGCCAAAUGUCUAGAUGGAUUCACUCCUUCAUAACCCAACUCCUCUUCAGCCUUGCGCAGAUGACCAAAGUGUCCAGAGCAGCCAGAGAAGCAGCCACAGGGUGACAGGAUGAGAGCACAGUAGACUUUUCACUUCUCACCCACUCAUUUGUCUCAUUUAGUGAAAGCCGAAUCAGCCAAAAAACAACCUCUGGCUCAAGAGCACGUGGCUGUAGGUGAAUGCCAGCGCACUCCACGCCUGCGCGGGUGAUGCCAUGCCGCGAAGUCACACCGGCGACGACAGCGGCGGCACCGGGCUCUGGCUGAAGAGCUCCACGGGACGCCGGGCGCAGGAUUACGCACUGAAAGAUGUGGAGUCUGGGAAGAGGACGAUGAAUAACGCGGUGCGUGUGGGCGACGGGCUCCUGUCUCCCGGUGCGGCAGGUGCGGUGGGAGCGGAGAGGACGCAGGGCGCCCGGCUCAGCUUGCUGGGGAAGCCGCUGACCUACAGCGCGCAGAGCGGCCGCAGGAACGCGAGCUACCGGCGGCUCCAGAAUUACCUCUACAACGUGCUGGAGAGACCGCGGGAGUGGGCGUUCAUCUACCACGCUUUUGUGUUUAUCCUGGUGUUUGGAUGUCUGGUUCUCUCGGUGUUUUCCACCAUCCCUGCUCACCAAGAGUUCUCCUCACACUGUCUUCUUAUUCUGGAGUUUGUGAUGAUUGUAGUGUUUGGUCUUGAGUACAUCAUUAGGAUAUGGAGUGCUGGCUGCUGCUGCCGCUACCGAGGCUGGCAAGGACGCCUCCGCUUCGCCAGGAAACCAUUUUGUGUCAUAGACAUUAUUGUACUCAUCGCCUCGGUUGCUGUGGUUUCGGCCGGUAGUCAGGGUAACAUCUUUGCCACUUCUGCACUGCGUAGCCUUCGUUUUCUUCAGAUCCUGCGCAUGGUGCGCAUGGACCGCAGGGGAGGGACCUGGAAGCUUCUGGGAUCUGUAGUUUAUGCACACAGUAAGGAGCUGGUGACUGCCUGGUAUAUUGGCUUUCUGGUGCUGAUCUUCUCCUCCUUCCUAGUCUAUCUUGUGGAAAAAGAAUUCAAUAAGGACUUUGCCACUUAUGCUGAUGCACUGUGGUGGGGCACGAUCACCCUUACGACCAUCGGCUAUGGUGACAAGACCCCGCAGACGUGGACAGGACGCUUGUUAUCAGCAGGUUUUGCCCUGCUGGGAAUCUCCUUCUUUGCACUGCCAGCCGGUAUCCUUGGGUCAGGAUUUGCCUUGAAGGUACAGGAGCAGCAUCGACAGAAGCACUUUGAAAAGAGGAGGAACCCAGCUGCCAGCCUCAUCCAGUGUGUCUGGCGUAGUUAUGCUGCUGAUGAGAACUCGGUUUCCGUUGCUACCUGGAAGCCUCAUUUGAAGGCGUUGCAUACCUGCAGCCCCGCCAAGAAAGAGCAGGGCGAGACUACCUACAGCGAGGGUCUAAGUAAUAGGAGGCUCUUCAGAAGGUACUCUCGGAAAUAUAGGAGUCAGAAAUUGAGUUUUAAAGAACGAGUGCGAAUGGCGAGUCCUCGUGGUCAGAGCAUGAAGAGCAGACAGACGUCCAUCAACGACCGCCAGCGCUGUUCCCCUGGCAACGAGGUGGCGGGAGGCACCGAGCUGAUGGGCGGCAGCCCGGUGAAAGUGCAGAAGAGCUGGAGCUUCAAUGAUCGCACCCGUUUUAGGCCGUCGCUGAGGUUGAAGAGCCAGUCUCGCAAUGUGGUCCCAGAUGUGGACAGUGGCAUGACCACGGAGGAUUCCUUCGAUGAGAGGGGCUGCCAUUGCGAUGUUACAGUGGAAGAUCUAUCAGCUCCACUCAAGGCUGUCAUCAGAGCUGUCAGGAUCAUGAAGUUCCACGUGGCGAAGAAGAAGUUUAAGGAGACGCUGCGUCCCUACGAUGUGAAGGACGUGAUAGAGCAGUACUCUGCGGGACACUUGGACAUGCUCUGUCGGAUCAAAAGCCUUCAGACCAGACUUGACACUGUAGUGGGUCCCCCUCCACGGCCUCUCAGCAGUCGCGUCAAGACCUUUUCUUCUCCCUCCCUGCAUUUAUAUUACAGCCAGGCCCGGAGGAAUAAAUCUGCACCGGGAGUGGCCAGUGCAGCGGGCUCUGGUCCCAGACUAAGUAACCGACCCAGGAACGUGUCCUCACCUGAUCUGCAUUAUUAUUACAGCAACCACAAGAGGAAGCUCCCUGGCUCAGGGGUGGAUCAGAUCCUGGGAAAAGGCCAGAUUCCUGUGGAUAAGAAGAUGAGGGAUAAACUACAUGCAGAUGGAGACUCUCUGGAGGGCAUGAGCAUGCUGGGACGUGUUUGUAAGGUGGAGAGACAGGUGACUUCCAUCGAGUCAAAGUUGGACUCUUUGCUGGACGUCUAUCGCCAAGUUCUACAGAAAGGUCCCUCGACCCUCACCCUCUCCUCCCUGCCUCUGUUCGAGCUGGGCAGCCACCAGCACCACGGCUCCGACUACCAGACUUCCAUCAUCGGCAGGGAUCUUCCAUCUCCUCAGGGAGGGGAUCUGGUGGGAGGAGGAGGCGAUAGCAAUGGGGGCUUACGCCGUUCCCUUAACGCCAACCCGAGGGGCCUGCGUCUCAUCCUGGCAACCGCCGACGAUGACAUUCCACCGGACUCAGCACCUCCAUCUUACCCCCCGUCCACAGCGUCCCUCUCUCCGUCACCCCUGCUCCCACCUGAUAGCCCAUACCCCACCUUGGUCACGCCCAAUGGCACAUCCAAAAGAGCACACCUCCCUGACCUGCCGCCCCCUCCUCCUUCAGGUGGGGGUUUCACCCUCCAGCUGCCCCCAGUGGUUCACCCCUCCCAUCACCGUUGCUCUGCUCACUCCAUCACAGAUGAUUUGACAGAUGAAGUGACAGCAGAUAAAGAGAGCUUGGGUCCUUCUGUUGUUGUGGGAUCCAGUGUGGACCCUGACCACGAAGAAGACAGUGAGGCAGUUGCUGUCCAGGGGGGGUUGCAGCUGCGGGAGAAAUCUGGCUUGAAAUCUGAGGGGGUGUGGAGGAAGCACAUGAGCCUGGAGAUGAACCCCCUGCUGCUGCUCACGUCUAGCCAAGAUGGGACCCCUGCAGACUGGGAAGGCAGUCUAGGGAAAUCCAUCUCUGCGCAUAAUCUCAACCAUCCUUUGACCAGCCAUGCCGCUGGUCUGUCCUCUGCACUCAACAACAUCAGCAGCAGCAGCAACGGUAGCAAACGUGGCAAUGACCUUAGCAACUGGGAUGGAACUGAAUUCUUCAUUAGCGGUUGCAAGCUAGAACCAGCGGGAGAACACUAUGACUUUCUGUCCCAGAGACCUGACAGCAGUCCAUCCAACCUUUUACAGACUGUGGAGGAGGCUGCACCUCACCCUCGGGGAAAUUCAGAUUUUCUCAAUCAGUCUCCACACAUACAACUGGCAUAACCACGCACAUUCACACUCACACACACACAUACAGUCUUGCAUACGGUAUGUACACACGUUUGAGAAGCAACCUUUAAGGUAUUUUUUCAGGACAGUUUCAAAUUGUGCAAUUGAAUGCUGUGUACAUGGACAACGUUUUUGGAUUUUGUCGGACACGAAUCUGUCCACUUUCAUACAGAUUUUAUUCGGCAGAUACUUAUUUAUAUUUUUAUGGGUUUCUAAAAUUAACAUUUAGCCAAUAAGACAAUGAAAGUAUACAUAGAAUAUGUAUGUAAGUGGCCAAAUUCAUGGAAGACAAAAUACACAAACUUUCUUUAGGAGAAAUAGAUGGAGAAAAAACUUUAUAAAGUAAAGAUGUUUUUAAUAUUCAUGACGUUAAAAGGAAGACAUGUGCCAACUAGACAUCAGAUUCUACAUGAAAAUACUUUUAAAACUUAAGCUCUACAGGUUCUUUAUUUUCAGUUUCACUUUGGACCUGAACAGUUUUGUCUCAAAACUGAAAAUAGCAGGAGUUUAACUUUUCUUUUCUUUUUUCUGAAUUAUGCCAACAUUGAUAAUUAAAGUAGUUAAUAUAAACAGUAGACAAUACUGUCUCUAUAUUUGACAGGGAGAGUGUUGCACAUAAGAGAAGUGUAUCUGAAACUUGAAUAAGCCACUGCAAUUGAUGGGUCAACCACUCACCACGUGGUGAAACUACAUGAAGUUACAUCCACACACACACUCGCUCUUUCACGUAGACACACAAAUACACAACCACCGAGUCCUCUCAGAAGAGCCAGCUUGACAAAGACUGAGGCUGACCAGUGACUUAUUUCUUACAAUUGCUUGUUUUCAGAGACUUUCUUGGACGAGAAGGAGAGUUCCAACUUAUUCAGUGUCUGUUUUUGGUAGUGUAAAAUGUCUUCUUUUAUGCUUUCAUACAUAUCACUGCAUGGGCUGUUGCCAACAAAAAACAACAAAUGAAUGGAAUGAGAAUAUUUUUUGAUGAGGUGAGGCCUGGUGUCAUGGGAAUAGCUUUAUUUUUAUUUAAAAAAGAAAAAAAAAAGCUAAAGGUCAAUCUCUGAGCAUGUGUUCAUAUCACAAGCAUCUCAUUCUGUUCAUCUUCAACCACUACAAAAAAAAAAUGUACGUCAUUGUUGAAAUGUCAUGAGUUAAUUUGGGUGCAACAAACGUGUGUUGGGAGAACGGCCCGUCAGCAGUCACUCGAAACAAAAGUGUUGGAACACGUAGCUCAGAGAGUUAUUGCUACUGGUCUGGACGCUUUAUUUGCAGCAGGGUUUUCUCAGCUUAGCAUGAGAUGCUGCUUAUCGCAUGUGACGUACUGUUUUUCUAACAAAAAAAGGGACAAACAAAGUUGGCUUGUGUGGAAAUGAUUUUAUCCUAAUUUGAUCGAAUUAGAUAGUGCCAGGUAUAUGGAUAGCCCACUUACUAUACAAUUUUAAGAUGCACAAGGUUAUUAUUUAAUAAUUCUUUUUGACAAACCCUAUCUUUUUUGCUGGGUGCUGGUUGCACCAUGUUCAUGGAUUGUGACUAAAAGUGCACUGUGUUACUUUUAAAUAUCAAAACAUUUGUUACGCUCAACUAUUGAACUAUCAAAUUAGUUCAGACGGUGCUUGAUGAAGCCUAUCAGCUUUACAUGACUUUCUUCUGUGUUAGGAUCGCGUGUCGCCUGGUGACAUCGCCUCGCUGCUCACAGGAAGUGAUUCGUUUUAUGUCGAGAUAGGGGAAUGGCCAUAGCAACAUUGUGCUAGAAAAGUGAGACAGCCUCAGACAGGUUGGAGUGUGACUAAGAACAGUAAGUAAUGAAUUUUACUGCUCACAAAACCUGGUUGUUCAGCAGUUUGACCGAAUACAUUCUUCUUUUCCCCGCCCGCCCCUGUGCUGCAGGUUUAUACACACAAACGCUCCCUCAGUCGGGUGCAUAUAAUAUCGCUUGACAGAGCCCAUUUUCAGAAGAAGGAUACAACAUACGAACAAAAGCGAUGCAACUUAAAAGGCUGCUAAACAGACCGCAUUCCCUCCUCCCAGCUCAGUGUAAUGUUACUGUGCAACAGCUGCAAUGCACAUGCAUUUCUAGCACAGGGGAUCAGCUUCACCUGAGGAAUCCACGGAGAUAAUUCACUUUACACGCAGUUCUCUUGUUGAUUUAGUCGGCCAUGUAUGUUGUCCUUUAUCAAUGUGUUCAUUCUGCUGCUAACAACGUCAAAAUGUGAUACAGUUUUAUAAUAAAUGAGAGCGAGGGAGAGAUAAAGCAAGAUAAGAAUUAAUCCUUAUUGAUAUUUUCUGUGACUUCAGCCAUUUCAUCAUUCAGCGUUGUAAAGUUCCUGCUGCUCCAAAGCCGAAUGCUCAAGGAGACAAACUGGACGACAAGAAUCUGACCUGAAACUGAAGUUAGAGGCUUAUGCUUCUUUUUAUUACAUGUCCCACUAAAAUAUACUGUAUAGGUAACAUUAACCAAGACUUUGAAUUCCUCCUCACCACAUCAAUUAAUUAGUGUAGUGACAAUAUGACAUGUUAUAUUUUAGUGCAUUUUGUCAUUUUCAUAUUGCAAAGAUGUGAUUUUUACCGGCUUAUGAAAAAUGAUGUCCUGCAAUCGUAACCCUACAAUGAAUUGAUAUUAAUUUUGAUUGUUAUCUAGCUUGAAGGAGGGUUGACUACUCCUGAAUGAAAAUCAUGCAUAAAAAUAUUGCAGCCAUUUAAUUUUUGUUCGCCAUCUUAAAUUGUUAACGUCUUAAGGGAUGUGCAGUCACAGCAGUCUUAAAGAUUUAUUUUGAGGUGUGAUGUCGACCUAUAUUUGUCAUUAUUUUAUGUCACUUACCUUUUGAAUGGUGAGUAAGUGCAUUGCUUAGCAAAUUUAACAUUUUGUAGUAGACAAUGCAUAGUACAAUACUUAUAAUCCUCUAACAAAUGAAAUGUAAACAGAGAUGGAUUUUGAAAUCCUCUACAGCCCAGGCAGGAGUGGUAUGAUGAUAUACAGUAUAAGCACAGUUGUUUAUGGGGAGUUUGAGGAGCCUGAAAAUGUGACACAAUAGUUUGAACUUAAUAUGGGAAUAUAUUUGUCGUAGUUAAUGAUUGAUUUUUUUUGUGACAUAUGAAAAUAAAACUGUCAGUUACUUUGGAGCAAGAUCAAAUGAUAUCUACAAAAGCUCAAAUCAGAUGGAGUUUUUUUUUCCACAUCCCACAUUCUCAUGUUUGCAGUCUGUAAAUUGCUUCUGGUGCCUUUCUUGCAUAUGAAUUUUUGUUCCCAUCUUCACAGGGCUACAAAGGACUAGUUUGCCCACAGCCUAUAGCAGCAUAUUGUAUUGUUGAAGUUUUAGGUUGGUCAUCAAGGUCAUUUAAGUCAUGUCGCUUCAGCCACAGACUUUUUAUGGCUUUGAUGCCUAAUAAUACAUUUUCUCAACUGCCUGAACAGUAAUUUAUUACACAACUGGCCUUAAAGCUUGAUAAUGUUAACAUUAUUAUUUCUUGGGAAUUAAUUUAUUAAGUGCACAUUAUGUUCUCUGGACGAGAAAUGCAAAAUAAUUUUAUUAUUCAUAAAUAAAGUCCAAAUUAACUAAAAGUUUCUGGUUUUGUGUCUUUUGUGUAUAUCAUGAUCUUCAAUGGCGCAAUGUCACCACUGACCAAGUACUACAAACAAUCCAAUGCAAUACAAGGCAAAAUAUCUCAACAUAUUCUCAGUGUAAAAAAAUACCACCAACACCCUGGUCCAGCAAAACAAACACAAUGCCCAAUACAUUUAGGGUUUUCCCAGUCAAUUCAGUUCAGUCCAUUUAAACACAAACAACAAAAAGAAACCCAAUUCAGGGUUUGCAGAAAUUAUUGUUUGUUUGUUUGUACCUGGUCUGCUCAGUUAUCAGCCUGCAGUCUGCUCAUAAUGUGAAAAACAAUAUUUGUCAGUAUCUACUGUGAUCUGUAAAUUGUUAUGCACAUGUGUAAAUGUGGGAUUGGGAUU